AUGGGCUCGUCCUCUGAAGGACCAAACCCACUCCGUCCGUACUAUGUUCCACCCUCCAUCGGUCUGCCCAAGUCUUCCCCCAACACCGUUUCUGGACCGCCAGUUUCCAGCGCGCUCGUUAGCAAGGCGAAUAUUAGAAAUUCGGCGCGGGAGAUCUUCUCUGAAUUUGACUACUCGGAGUACCUGGGGGAGUCAUCCCCGACGAUAUCAGACUCCGUCAAGGAGCUGGUGGAAAAGGCGCUAUGGAGGUACAGCAGCGUGUUGACAGCCCAACCGUUCGAGGUUUCAAAGACUAUUUUGCAGGUAUAUGUUGCGCAUCCUGCGCACGCAGGUAUGACCGAUAGAGACGAUAAGCAGAGGCGUGAUCGAGGGUACCGGGACAAUUACUACGAGGAGGACUCCGCGCCCUCGUCCGAUGACGAGAGCAGCUACUUUACAUCAGAUGCUGCUGGGACGCCUACUCCAUCCUCCCGAAACCGCGGUCACCGGCGUCGUAUCACCGAUAGGGCGGGCUAUAUACCACCAACCUCUACUAAUAAAAACACACUCAAAAUCAAGGAUACCUCAGCGCUAUUUGACGUACUGGCUCAACUAUGGGGCAAUAGUGGCCCUACCUCCCUAUGGAAAGCGACGAACUCAUCAUUCGUGUAUUCCCUACUUCUCCCGACCCUCAAUACUUUUAUCCGGAGUCUUCUAUCUGCGAUCCUCGCUUUUCCAGAUGAAGGCCUCUCUUCUCUUGCCGAGCCUGAUAUCCUCACAUCCUCGUCCCCCGGCUCGUCUUUACUGCUAACCUGCAUUUCCUCUGCACUCUCUGCUAUUCUCCUCUCCCCCAUCGAUACAACCCGCACAUAUCUUAUUCUCACCCCACCAAACCAGGGGCCACGAUCACUCCUUCAUGCUAUCCGUCUCCUUCCUACCCCCAACUACCUAAUACCACCUCAUCUCCUCCCAAUUACAAUUCUAAAUUCGAUGCUUCCUACCUUCCUAACCAGUGCCACCCCGCUUGUCCUCAAAUCUUACCUCUCCCUCGACCCCGUCCUCAACCCCUCAUCGUGGAGCAUCUUCACUUUUUUCGCAUCAUGCCUGGACCUAGCCGUCCGCUUCCCUCUCGAAACCGUGCUCCGCCGUGCGCAAAUAGCCACAUUCACCUCACCAGCCCUACGCCAACAGGGCAGCCUUCUCCCAAGCCCAAGCCCAACUUCCACAACAACGCCGCAUCUGCUCCCCACCAAAAGAAAAUCAUCCACACCCUUAGCGGUCGUUGAAACCAUCGUCCCCACCCCACAAUCCUACCGCGGCAUCAUCGGCACGAUGUGGACCAUAGUUUAUGAAGAAGGCACAAACCCACACACCCUUGAGCUCGAGCAGGUAUAUGCCCACCACGGCGCAGAGCAGUCAUCACGGACGUCAUCAGCGCAGGGAACGGUGGCAAGCCGACGCACACAGAAGCAGCGGCAGGGACAGGGCGUGCAGGGCCUGUAUCGCGGCUGGCGCCUAGGGAUGUGGGCCCUCGUUGGCGUGUGGGGCUCUGGCAUUUUAGGUGCGGUAUUGGGGAUGAGGGAUGAUGAAAUGGAAACGGGCCCUGGAGGUUCUAGGCUGGCGUUGGAGUCUACGGGUGGAAGGGUGGGGAGUGUGUCUGCCAAGGGCGCAUUUUGA
Messenger RNA from Histoplasma mississippiense, 1656 nucleotides. RefSeq lists its product with no specific name. NCBI's taxonomy places the organism in Eukaryota, Fungi, Ascomycota, Eurotiomycetes, Onygenales, Ajellomycetaceae. The record is from RefSeq and is a predicted model, not a curated record. The transcript is spliced from 2 exons. The coding region runs from base 1 to 1656 and encodes 551 amino acids.